UGAUUUCGUGCAUGUUCUGUUGGGUAUUGACUGGAUUGCGAAAAGUGGGAAAGUACAUUCUUGGAUGAAGCCAGUUCUGAUUGCGAGACCAGGUGAUGUCUUAAAAAAAAAGUAAACAUGGUCAAUUUUGACCCCCCCCCCAGCCCCUCCGUCCCUGAAAAUAUAUGACACAUUUUGGCAUUGCUAAGCAGCAUCUGUGCCUCCCCACUCAUAAAAAUAUCUUUACUGUCUAUCCACCGUACACGAAGCAUAAUCUCACCUCCCCUUUGCCUUACGGUUACCGCGCUAGACUACGGCAGCUCAUUCAUACAUUCAGCCUCUCUCUCUCACUGUCUCUCUUGCUAUGACUCACUCGCUCUCAGCCUUGCAGACUUCACUCAAAGCCUGACUGCUCUCACAUAUUAGCAGGGCUGAAGAGGAGACCUGCAGCUUCCAGAAUUUCAAUCUCUGAAGUGGAUCAUCAUCUGAACAAGACAGAACAUAAAGCAUCUGCAGAACACAGAGACUUGAGAACCAGACAGAGCACUCAUGGAAAAAACAUAGCUGACAUGGAUUUCCAAGGACAAGAAAGGACAAGAAAAAGAGGAGGCAGAAUUAUCUGUAACUGAAAGAAGUUGUAGUGGUAUUUCAUAAAAUUCAUUUGGAGAAGCUCUUCUCACAUCAAGCAAUAAUGUAUACAGAAUGUUCCAGUUGUGACAAAUAUGCACAAUCCAUGCAUAUGUUGAAUGAAACAAAGUAUUAAGUGAUGCUCUGAAUUAAUUCAAUUAAUUGGUCAUUCAUAGUCUGAAAUAAACAGUACUUCAGGCUUUCAUCCCAUUUUAUGGAGGCCUUGCAUAGCCAGUUGACCACAGGGGAGCAAUCUGGAGGUUUAGAAAAUCAGAAUGAGACUCCAGUGGACAGCCCCCAGCCACAUUCAGUCCCACAGUAUCAUGAACAGAACAAGGUUGUCACCCAGCAGCAUCAUGCACAACAGCAAAAACGUAUUAAUAUUGAGAGAAAGCGUCUCAGAUUACAGAAGAAAACUGCUCAGGAGACAGACACUGUUGAAGAGGGAAAGCCACCGAGGGCAUCUGGUAGUUCUGAAUAUCUUGAUGAUAACAUGAGGCAGCCUAGUGAAAUGCCAUCUGGAGCUUCAUCCUCAGCAGUAUCAGCUAUACCAUCUUGUUCCAUGGAUGAGGCCCUGGAAGGUACACCUCGACAAAAACGUGAGCGUAAACCUCAAAAGCCUGGAAAGUAUGUGUGCUCAUACUGUGGUCGUGCUUGUGCCAAGCCCAGUGUGCUUCAGAAACACAUUCGUUCCCACACUGGAGAGAGACCUUACCCGUGUGCACCUUGUGGGUUCUCCUUCAAGACUAAAAGUAACCUGUACAAACACAGAAAGUCACAUACUCACAAGGUGAAAGCUGGUCUGACUGCAGACAGGGAGGGACCAAGUAUAAGUUGUUCAGAGGAGCCACUUACAGAAUCAGAUGAAGAAAGCCAACCAUCUUCCUUUUUAGAAAAACAAAGUAUAUCCAUUCAAAAGCAAAAUACCACAGACAAGUGCUCUGAGGGACAGUUACAAGGUACAGAGGAUUCCCAUGCAGUUAAAAAGAGACUUGCAAUGAGACUUAGCAGAGGAAGACGUACACCCAUUGGAUCAUCUGAUGAAACAUCCUCUUCAUUUGGUCUAAGUAGCAAAGGUAGCACAGAGUCAGGAUAUUUCUCUCGAUCUGAGAGCACAGAAGUCUCUCAAGAUAGUCCACCAAACACAAGUGCCAAAAGCUAUGCAGAGGUCAUCCUUGGAAAGUUUGGUCGCCUUGGUCAAUUACAAAGGACUGCUCAUCAGCAACAUGCCCAUCCUUCCGGGCAAGAAAGUAAAAGAAUUCCAUUCUCUGUGCCUAAAAAGCAAGUAAUUGACCACAUAACUAAACUCAUCACUAUCAAUGAGGCUGUGGUAGACACCAGUAAGAUUGACAGUGUCAAACCAAGAAGGUUCUCACUCUCUAGGAGAAGCAGCACAGAACUGAAGUCAGCCUCUUCUAAAGAGCCUUUUAUUCACAGUCCAAAAGAAAUAGAUGUGAAUACAAAGAGUAGUGGAUCCAUUACUCUUGGUGUACCUUGUGAGAAAUUUCAGCACCAUUCUCUCAGUAUGCAACAAGCUGACCCAACAUCAACUGCUCCUCUUCUGAGAAGUCACUCCAUGCCCUCAGAUCCAAGCGUUAGUGAUGUGUCUGAAACUUCUCGUAGCCUUCGCCUUAGCCAAUCCUUUGAUGACCAGCAACCAGUUCAGAAUCGGCGUCAUGGUAUGCUAAGACGACAGCCUGCCAUUGAAUUGCCCAUCGGUGCUGAAAUUACCAUAGACGAACAACCCUAUUCCAGCUCAUCCUCUCAUCCCUCAGUUCCUACAGUGCCUGAUCCCAGCCAGAAACAAAAGUCACUUGAGUGUGAUGCAUGUGGUAUAGCUUUUAAUGACUGGGAGAGAUAUCAAACACACAAACAAAACUACUGCACGGUUCAUAUUUCUCAACAAACUGAAAUUCCAGCCUAUCAAGUGGAAGAACACACAAGAACAUUCACAACUCGUUCUGGUGCUUAUGCAUUUAGAAAAAGAAGAAAAGAAGAGAGUAUCGAACUUGAUGAUCCUUCUUUACCCUCGGUUUCUUAUAUAUCACUCAAAGGAUAUACACCGUCUUGUGAACAGCCUAUUAAAGGGACAAUUGAAUUAGGUCAAGAACAUGGCUCAGAAUGUGCUUUGAAAGGAAUAUCUGUCAUACAGCAUACUAGUUCAUUUGAGAAACAUGAUAGUACUUUAAAAACCCCUGGACCAGAUGAGGUCUCUCACUCUCAUGAUGUAUCCCAUUGUUCUCCUUGCUCUCAGUCAAAGGAGCAGACAAGUAAACCAUACUUCCGUAAACUUGUACGGCAACACAAUGUCCAAGUGCCAGAGAUUCUGGUCACUGAAGAUUCAAACACCAACACCAUGGCAGUAUCACCCCCUCCAACUGUCCCUAAAAUCAAGGAUGCUGAAAAGGUCAGUGAGUUCCAGUGGCCCCAAAGAAGUCCAACUUUGGCCCAACUUCCAAUUGAAAAGUUACCACCUAAAAAGAAACGUCUCCGCCUUGCAGAAGCUGCCCAGUCAUCAGGGGACUCAAGCUUUGAAUCAAUGUCCCUGCCUCACAGUCCAAGUCAAGACAGUUGUGUGUCUCACACCUCCAGUCGAUCAACUUCAUUUGAAGAGGCUUGCAAAGCUGAUGCAGAUAUGAUGCCAACUAGGAGAUCAAGAGCAACUCAUACUUUGACAAUUCCCACAAAUUCUCACAGAGAAAUGAGGCGCUCUGCAUCUGAGCAGGCACCUCAUGUUCCUCAACAUGUUAACCUUAUUAAGGAAACUCGCAGUAAGUCAUUUGACUUCAGCAGUUUGUCUCCAGAUCGGACCCCUGCAGGAUGGAGGGAAAGGCGGAAAUGCCUUCUAAUGAGGCAUAGUGCAGUGAGGGAACCUGAGGAGGAAGAUCAAUCUUGUAAAGUCUUCAAGACCAAUUCUCCAACUCAAAGGACUAGCACAUCACCUAGCCAUAGCCCAGGCUACAGUACAACCUACAGUACAACCUACAGUACAACCUCCUACAGUACAACCACCACCCAUCCUCUGUCUUUAAGCAAUACCGUACACUCAUUUAGUGAGAAGCAGAUCAUGCAAUCACAGGACGUUUUAUCAGAGAAUACCCAGCAGAAUGCAUUGCAGUUGACCACAUUGAUUCAUACUGAACAGCCUACAACAAUGGGAAGUCUGGUUUGUCCAUCAGGUGCUGCCAGAGCUCAUUAUUCUUCAGUGUCAACAGGACUCAAACUUGAAAUUCCAAUGGAGAAUGACUUAUUGAAUUCUGAUACAAGGGUGAACCAACCAUACCUCACUAAUUAUCACCACCAUCAGAAUCUCGGUUUUGACGUUACUUCAAACACAGAACUACUGAGACCUUUACCAGCCCAGAGAAUUCCAGUCCGUCUUAAUUCACACCCUCCACACCAUGCAGGCCCUAUUUAUACUACAGUUUCACAAACAUUUGCCUCAAGGCAUCAGGAACCUUGCUGCUCUGGAGUCAGUUCAGUUGCAGUUGCCUCAAAGUUUGAAAUUAUGGACCAAAAACCAAUAUCUGAUGGAUCCAAAUCAGUAAGUGCUGGAGCAACUAAACGCGUGCUAUCCCCCACAAGCAGUGAAGAGCUCAGCCCAGAAAGUGAGCAACAGCAAAAACGGGUAAAAGAGGAGGAUAACCAGGAAAAUGAAAGGGGAAAUGAUGAAGUUUUGAUUAAAUGCAAGAAGGAUGAAAGACUGGGUGAGCAAAGUGUCAUCUUCCCAACAGAACACAAAGAACCACCAUUUCUGACUCUUAACACUAACCUUACUUUUAGCUGGUGCUAUCUAAACUACACAAAGCCCAAUCCAUCCAUACAGAGUGAACAACAAAACUCAGUCUAUUCUUCAUGGUGUACAAGUACCCGCAAUCCAUAUCCUCCUGGCCUGACAAGCAAGGAAAUGCUAGCCCUGUUGCACUGCAGGCAGAGACAAACACCACUCAUCUACACCAUGGCAGCCAUUUCACCCUCUCUGGACAGGAUACAAGAGACGCCUGAAUCCCAAAAGCCUAACGUGACUGAGGUACAUGCCACUCAUCCCACAGAACAGAAAGAAGCCCAGCAAGCUGAGUUGACAGAGGUAGAAAAGAAAACAGAGGAGGAGAAGGAGGAUCAACUAUCUACCUCCAAGUACAGCUCACGGGUACAGAUUUGUGAGGGAGGCUACAGGUCAAGUGAGGAAUACGUGUAUGUACGUGGCCGGGGGAGGGGACGAUAUGUAUGUGAAGAGUGUGGAAUACGCUGCAAGAAACCCAGCAUGCUACGCAAACACAUACGACUACACACGGAUGCUCGACCUUAUGUCUGCCAGCACUGUAACUUUGCCUUCAAAACCAAAGGGAAUUUAACCAAACAUAUGAAGUCAAAGGCUCAUGGGAAGAGGUGUCCAGAGGGAACUGCUCCAGGACCAGUUCAUUGUGAGCUUGAGACAGAUGAGGGAGGUGACAAUGAUAAACGUUUCCUUGAGAUGGAUCUGGUGGAGGAGCACCAGUUCUCAGAUGCAGAGGAGACAGAUGUGGACGAGGCUGAUGAUAAUGAUGAGGGUGACGAGCAAGCUUCAUGCUCCUCUUCAUCGUCUAAGAGUACGUCUCUCUCUAGAGAUAAUUCUGGCUCCUGUGACAUCUCAGGCCUUUCAAACCCUGGCUGGGAACAAAAUCCCAAACCACCUGUCAGUAUGAGCCCCCGAAAACCAAGCCACUAUGGAGAAGCUGCCUCUCCAAAGACCACAAAGUCUAUAGUAACCCUUCCACACCUCAAACCCACCACAGGGAAAUGCUCGUCCCCCAUCCGCAGCCUGUCUCCUGGCCUGCAAAUGUCCCCUGCUUUACCGCAGUCUCCUCAACGAGACAUGUCCCCUCUACGCUGUCCCUCUCCGAGACAUAGUCUCUCUCCAUCGUCCUGCCUGUCCUCUUUGUCUCCUUCUAACUGCCCAGCCUCAUCCUUCCCAGAGAGACGCAUGUCCCCCAUUAGAGCCCUGUCCCCCAUACAACCUUCGCCUCACAGUUGUCCAAUUGCAUUGACUGUUGGGGCCAGUGUGACUGUUCAGUACCAAGCUGAUAGACCCAGAGAUUCUACAGAAGUCUCACCCAACAGAUUACACCUCAAGACCAAACCGGAGAAAACACACAGUCCUCAGAGAAGGACCAACAUGACACAGUCUUGGCCUCUGCCACAUGGGCGUCUCUCCAGGAACACGCAGCCGAGGGAAGGCCAGCGUGUGUUAAGUCACCUGCCCCUGCACUCCCAGCCCCAGGUGAUGAUUCCCAAUCUCACCCUCACAAUUCCUAUAGGCGGGAUCCAGAUGGUGCAGCCACGCUCCAAUAUGCUCUUCCGAAGUGCAUCUCUGAACCACAGUGUGGCCCAGAUGACUGUCACUGUGCUGACAAAGGAGAAAGGGGCUGAUAGGAGUCCUACAGUUGAAAUUCCUCAUCGUAAAAAUCAGCUGAUAGUGUUCACUGAGCCUACGGUGGAGAUGAGCUCUAAAAGUAACACUUCCUCCGAUGAAGACAAGGAGCAAAUCCGGGGAGUGAUUCAGUCAGAGCUUGCAUCAAAAAAGAGGGAGGUUCCCAGUGUUCCCAUGACAACCUGGAAGAGUAUCUCUCAAAAAAAUAACAGAAAGCAUUCUCGAAGUCCCAAGAAAGCUCAGCCAGUAGACAGCUCAAGAACAUCCAUGGACAAUAAGUGUUAAAGAAAAAGUUCAGCCAAAAAUGAAAAUUCUGUCAUCAUUUAGGUAUACGUAACAUAUGUCAUUCCAAACCUGCAUGUUAGACAGAAUGUUCAGUUUUGCAUUUGGUAUUGUCCAGAAGUGUCGGAAAUUAACAGGGGCAUGGGGCAAAAGUGCCACCAAAAUACACAAGACUGCCUGCAUAGGCACAAAUCAACACCUAUAUCUUUAUCACCACCUUCUGGAGUGUUUGAUAUGCAGGCAGGAGAAAUAAUAAAACAGGAUUAUUUGCUCAGCAAGCAUGCCUGUGAUAGUCUACAAUGCUCAGCCUUGCAACCUUUUAUGCAAUUGGAGUAGAUAAAAAUAUAAUGCUGUAAUUUACACUUUUCACAGUUAGAUAAUGAGGGCAGUUAAGGCUGCACAGUUAAUCAAAAUUAAACUAAAAAUCAAGAUUUGGCUCAGUGUGAUUAUCAAAUUGCAAAUUUUGUGAUUUAAUUAAAUAAAUAUAUGCAUUGCGUGUUUCAAAGUGAUAAUAAUAAUAAUAGUAAGAGUAAUAAUAAUAGUAUAGUAUUUAUAUAAUCACAACAUUUUUGCCAAAUUGUGCAGCCCUACA
This is a messenger RNA of Megalobrama amblycephala (Wuchang bream), 6890 nucleotides long. RefSeq names its product HIVEP zinc finger 3a (gene hivep3a). Gene Ontology annotation, biological process: regulation of transcription by RNA polymerase II. Gene Ontology annotation, cellular component: nucleus. Bases 821 to 6301 code for a protein of 1826 amino acids. Gene Ontology annotation, molecular function: DNA-binding transcription factor activity, RNA polymerase II-specific; RNA polymerase II cis-regulatory region sequence-specific DNA binding. The transcript has 7 exons. The record is from RefSeq and is a predicted model, not a curated record. NCBI's taxonomy places the organism in Eukaryota, Metazoa, Chordata, Actinopteri, Cypriniformes, Xenocyprididae.